GUAAUUGUUUUUGAAAGACGAUUCUGAGCAAUAAUGAAUUGAGGAGAAAGGAGGAAAUAAUUGUCCUCUUUCCUCUUUCAUUUUCCUGUACUCCCUCUGCUCCCAAUUCACAUCUACACUGACAUCACAAUCUCCUCCUCACAUCUCCAAUCAGUGUCGGUGAUCUACUUAUUAUUUUCAAACAAAAUCAAACCCCAUUCAUAUCCCCAUUAUUCUAAUCCCAAUUUUCCAUAUAUAUCAUUACACCCACACUCUUUUACACCAUCACCCACAUUUCUUUGAAACCAGAAAAUGUCAUCAACAACGUUGAAACAACAACACUAUGCCACAAGUGGCUUAGUAAUCGGUUACGCACUCUGUUCAAGCUUAUUAGCAAUCAUAAACAAAUACGCUAUAACUCAAUUCAACUAUCCAGGUCUUUUAACAGCGUUACAAUAUCUUACUUCUUCACUCGGUGUUUACCUUUUAGGUAAAUUAGGUUUUCUUCAUCACGAUCCUUUCACUAUUCCAAUCGCCAAGAAAUUCUUCCCUGCAGCACUCGUUUUCUUCUUGGCAAUCUUCACCAACACCAAUCUCCUUCGUCACGCUAACGUUGAUACGUUCAUUGUUUUCAGAUCUCUUACCCCUCUUCUUGUUGCUCUCGCUGAUACUGCGUUUCGCGGUCAACCCUCUCCGUCUAAUUUUACCUUUUUGUCCUUGGUUGUUAUUCUUGCUGGUGCUGUUGGUUAUGUUGCUACUGAUUCGGGUUUUACACUGACGGCUUAUUCCUGGGCUUUUGCUUAUUUGGUUACCAUUACUACUGAGAUGGUUUAUAUUAAGCAUAUGGUUAUGAGUCUUGGAUUGAAUACUUGGGGUUUUGUGCUUUAUAAUAAUGUAUUGUCAUUGAUGAUUGCUCCUGUUUUUUGGUUUUUGACUGGUGAGAAUUUUGAGGUUUUUACUGCGUUGAGAUCAAGUUCGGGGAGUUUGUUCGAUGUGAACGCGUUUUUGGCGGUUUCGUUGUCUUGUGUGUUUGGUUUGUUGAUUAGUUUCUUUGGAUUUGCUGCUAGAAAAGCUGUUUCUGCUACGGCGUUUACUGUUACUGGGGUUGUCAAUAAGUUUUUGACUGUGGCUAUUAAUGUGACAAUUUGGGAUAAGCAUGCUAGUCCUGCUGGUUUGGUUUGUUUGCUUUUUACGAUUAUUGGGGGUGUUCUUUAUCAGCAAUCGGUGACUGGAAGUGGUUCCCAACAAGCGGUCGUGGUGACUAAGCAGUCUGAUGUUGAAAGUAGUCUUGUUGGUGAUGGUGAUUCUGAAGUUGAAAGUGAAGGAAAGGGUAUUAGAAACAAGUGGUGUGUGUUGUGUUUCACUAGAAAUCUAGUAUCUUGAAUCUUGAAUUUGCAGUUUGAUGCACAACAUGCUUUGUUUACAACAAUCCAGAAUGUGAGCCUGCUUUGUUUGUGUAAUGUAGCUACUUUUAGCAAUUUCCUUUCUCUUUAUUGUAAGUUUUGGCAUUCCAUUGAGUACUUUUGUUUGAAGAAUGACAAUGUUUUAAUUACAUGAUCAGCUUGAUUUAGACAAAUAAAUUGGUUCAAUUAGAAA
Molecule: messenger RNA, 1575 nt
Organism: Medicago truncatula (barrel medic)
Lineage: Eukaryota; Viridiplantae; Streptophyta; Magnoliopsida; Fabales; Fabaceae
Product: GDP-fucose transporter 1
Exons: 3
Coding region: 292-1362 (356 amino acids)
Source: RefSeq, a predicted model, not a curated record